Messenger RNA from Eruca vesicaria subsp. sativa (arugula), 805 nucleotides. The record is from the annotation of a GenBank genome assembly. NCBI's taxonomy places the organism in Eukaryota, Viridiplantae, Streptophyta, Magnoliopsida, Brassicales, Brassicaceae.
ACGGUCACGAUUGUCGGGUCAGCAUCCUCUUCAUUUCAGCAAAGGAGAGUCCUUAACGCCGGCUGAAUCAAAGAUCAACUUACUACUUUCUCUCGUGCUGACCACGCUCCAUUUCCAGUCUCAGAUCUCGAAGAUGGCAACGAAAAUCUCUCAGCUUGUUUGUGUCUCCUCCACCAAUCGCCAAUUCCACUUCCGGAGCCGAUCGUUUCCACGCCCGGAGUCUUUUGUAGUUAGAAGCGUUGAUGGGAAUAGCUCAGAAACACCAGCUUCUCUGAGCUAUACAGCUGAGGUUUCUAAACCUUUUGUUGAGAGAACAUCAAAACCCUAUUCCACAGUGGAUGAAACUGGUACCAGUAAAGAGAUUAUCACAGAGCCAGUAGAGGAACAACAUGUUGCCACAACGCAGCCAAAAAGAGCAGCAAAGAUCCAUGACUUCUGUUUUGGCAUUCCUUAUGGUGGUCUCGUUAUGAGUGGAGGGUUGCUUGGAUUUGCAUUUUCACGAAACUUGACAAGUUUAAGUACUGGGGUUCUCUAUGGUGGUGGCCUUCUAGCCCUUAGUACUUUGAGCUUAAAGAUUUGGCGACAGGGGAAAUCCAGUUUCCCGUACAUACUAGGUCAAGCAGUGCUUUCAGCUGUUGUCUUGUGGAAGAACUUCACAGCUUAUUCUAUGACUAAGAAGCUGUUUCCUGCUGGGAUUUUUGCUCUCGUCAGUGCUGCCAUGUUGUGUUUCUAUUCGUAUGUGGUGCUCUCUGGAGGAAACCCACCUCCAAAAAAGUUGAAACCAUCUGCUAGUUCUUCAUACUGA